Messenger RNA from Aplysia californica (California sea hare), 443 nucleotides. Its product is annotated as 60S ribosomal protein L38. The record is from RefSeq and is a predicted model, not a curated record. Gene Ontology annotation, biological process: protein-RNA complex assembly; translation. Gene Ontology annotation, cellular component: ribosome; cytosolic large ribosomal subunit. Gene Ontology annotation, molecular function: structural constituent of ribosome. The transcript has 5 exons. Bases 16 to 393 code for a protein of 125 amino acids. Lineage: Eukaryota; Metazoa; Mollusca; Gastropoda; Aplysiida; Aplysiidae.
CGCAAGGAAUCGAACAUGUCGAAACUUUACUGUUGUGACUGUUUGAACUUUUGGCCAAGGCAUCCCCCCAGCCAGGCCUGCACGGCGAAGGAGACGAAUAGGCCUAUAUUUUUUUUUAUUGGACUGGACUAUCACAGUGUUACAAUAGAUGUGUAUCAAGAGGCAAGCAGUAGUCCAAACAUGCCUAAACAGAUUCAAGAAAUUAAAGACUUUCUCCUGACUGCCAGGAGGAAGGAUGCUAAAUCUGUUAAAAUCAAGAAGAACAAGGAGAAUGUGAAGUUCAAGGUGCGCUGUAGCCGAUACUUGUACACACUGGUCAUCCAGGAUACAGAGAAGGCAGAAAAACUGAGACAGUCCCUCCCACCAGGUUUGGCUGUGAAGGAGCUCAAGUGAACUUUGCUGUUUGGAUGACUGUAUAAAUAAAAGUUAAAAAAAAAAAAAGU